GAGCCCGAACGGAAUUUGAGCUGUGUCGCAGCCGAUCCGAGUGGAGUGGAGCCAGAGGUGGUGGGCAUGCUUUCACCCGAGGCGGAACGGGUGCUUCGGUACCUGGUGGAGGUGGAAGAGCUCGCCGAGGAGGUGCUGGCGGACAAGCGACAGAUUGUGGAUCUGGACACCAAAAGGAAUCAGAACCGGGAGGGCCUGCGGGCUCUGCAGAAGGAUCUCAGCCUCUCCGAAGAUGUGAUGGUUUGCUUCGGGAACAUGUUCAUCAGGAUGCCUCACCCUCAGACGAAGGAGAUGAUUGAGAAAGAUCAGGACCAUCUGGAUAAAGAAAUAGAGAAACUCCGCAAACAACUUAAAGUGAAGGUCAACCGCCUCUUUGAGGCCCAAGGCAAACCAGAGCUGAAGGGUUUUAACCUGAAUCCCCUCAACCAGGAUGAGCUUAAAGCUCUCAAGAUCAUUUUAAAAGGAUGAAAUUCAAGAAUGAGAUGGGGGACCUAGGACAGCAUCCCCCCUGAGGUCAUGGAGGACCCAGGACUCCAGCUUUGAAACCUGCAAGGACACGAUCCACCCUGCUAGAAGAUGGGCGUCUUUACACUUUAAGAUGUAAAGAAGAUCUGCCCCAUGAAAAGCCUUUGUCUGGGGGGGAUUGGCUCUCCGUGAUGGCAGGAGGGAGCCCUCAGCCUGCCAGUGUCUGCUGGGGCUGACUGCUGGGGCUGGAUGGACACAAGGCCCAUUGACAGGCCCUGGCAGCCACCAGUGCUGAGUGGGGGCAGCGCCUGUGGGGGUGUGAGAAUGGCCACAACAGGCACUUUUAACAAGGGCCCCUGUUCAGAUGGGCCCCGGACGUCGGGGAGCAUCAUUCCUGCAUUCCUCUCCAGAAGAGAGGCAUUCUCAAGCAGCAUGUAGUGGAAUUGGAAUAAAGCAGGAGGCUCACAGGUGGUUUCUGAGUGAAAGGCCGAAUCAGUGUUUCGUAGUUCACCACAGCCAUCUGUGGGCCAGACGCACCACUCCCCCAGCACCGCCUCCACUUUGACGCUUUUUUCCUGCUUGCCCCCAGAAUGGAGCCCAGAGUGGGUGCUGCUUAUCAAACUCUUGCACCUGUCUUUUAGUCAGGAAGGCCUUGCAGAGUCCCGCACCAGGGACGGGUGGGGGAGCUGCCUCUUCACGAGGCCCUCUGCCACCUCUGAAGGCGGGGCCUGGGUCAGCGCCACUCAGGGUUCCGGCCUGCCUUCGCUGGUCUCAGAUCCUAAUGUGCUGUGAGGCAGCACGCUGUCUUUCAUGUCACUGAGAGCUUAAUA
Messenger RNA from Puma concolor (puma), 1295 nucleotides. It is a transcript of the gene PDRG1, whose product is annotated as p53 and DNA damage regulated 1. NCBI's taxonomy places the organism in Eukaryota, Metazoa, Chordata, Mammalia, Carnivora, Felidae. Gene Ontology annotation, biological process: protein folding. The record is from RefSeq and is a predicted model, not a curated record. Gene Ontology annotation, cellular component: prefoldin complex.